Molecule: messenger RNA, 1290 nt
Organism: Zingiber officinale
Lineage: Eukaryota; Viridiplantae; Streptophyta; Magnoliopsida; Zingiberales; Zingiberaceae
Exons: 3
Coding region: 1-1290 (429 amino acids)
Molecular function (GO): protein dimerization activity
Source: RefSeq, a predicted model, not a curated record
AUGACAGUUGUUAUUAGAUAUGUGAACAAGCAUGGAGAGGUGAUUGAACGAUUUAUGGCUGUAGUUCAUGUUGCAACAACUACAGCUGCUUGUUUGAAGGAGGCAAUCAACUCUUUAUUUGCUAAGUAUGGUUUAUCAGUGGCGAGAUUGAGGGGUCAAGGAUAUGAUGCUAGUGGUUGUAGCGUUGCUCAAGCAAAUCAAUAUGUUUGUGAUUUCAUGUGGAUUGCUGGUUCGAUUGUGAACACAUCUGCAUCAUCUUGCAAAAGGGCCGACAAACUUCGACAACUUGAACAUGAUAGAAAAGUUAAACUUCUUGAAAGAGGAGAGAUUAGUUCUGGUAGAAGACUAAACCAAGAAACUAGUCUAGCUAGACCUGGAGAUACACGAUGGGGGUCUCAUCAUUCAACUUUAUGUCGUAUUGAACAAAUGUGGCCAUCUGUUAUAGAGGUUCUUCAAAAUUUGAUUGAUGAUUGUGAUCGUUCUUCUAAGGGUUUAAGUAGAACUUUGGUUGAAAGAAUGGAGAGGUAUGAAUUUGUGUUUAUUCUACUAUUGAUGAAACGUAUAUUGGCAAUCACAAAUCAUUUGUCAACCGUUCUACAAGAGAAAGAUCAAAAUAUUGUGAAUGCGAUGCGUUUGAUCAAUAAUGUGAAAUGCAAAUUGCAAAAGUUGAGAGAUUCUGGAUGGGAUAUUUUACUUGAGGAUGUGAAGAAGUUUUGUAACACUCAUUCCAUUGAAAUAAUUAAUAUGACAGAUAACAUCAACAACCGUAGUCGUUUGAAGAGAGAUGGAAAAAAUGUUAUCGAUAUUAUUCUACAGGAGAUGGAUAGUCGUUUCUCUGAAACAACUAUAGAUUUGUUGAUUUAUAUGUCAUGUCUUGAUCCUAGGAACUCGUUCUCUAGAUUUGAUGUACAGAAGUUAGUGCGCCUGGCUCAUUUUUAUGAGGAUGAUUUUUCUUGGAAUGAGCAUAUGUUGGUUGAACAAGAGCUUGAAACAUAUAUUAAUGACGUCAGAUCAGAUGAACGGUUUGAAGGCAUUUCAGAUUUGGGAGCUCUUGCAAAGAAAAUGAUUGAAACAAUGAAGAACCGUGUGUUUCCUUUGGUUUAUCGGAUGAUUGAGCUAGCCUUACUUCUUCCAGUUGCUACUGCAACUGUUGAAAGAGUGUUUUCGGCAAUGAAUAUUGUCAAAACAGAUUUGCGAAACAGGAUUGGAGAUGAAUGGAUGAAUGAUAGUUUGAUAGUAUAUAUCGAGAACAAUGUUUUUAAUACUGUCGACAAUGAGCCAAUUUUAUAG